Messenger RNA from Zea mays, 1237 nucleotides. RefSeq lists its product as uncharacterized. The record is from RefSeq and is marked validated. Lineage: Eukaryota; Viridiplantae; Streptophyta; Magnoliopsida; Poales; Poaceae.
CCAUUCGCUCGAACCGGGGGAGCCUGUUGACUUCUACGGUCUAUCUCGAAGUCACAGACGCCGCGUCGCCGCGAAGCGCAUCCAUUCGUCGCCGCAGCACGCCGGCGGCCGGCGGGCAGGUUGCUUCGAUGGGCUCUCCUACGCGGGUUCGGAGGACGACCGGUUUCACUCUCCUCCUGGUGCUUCUGUUCCUCUCGCCGCCCGUGUCAGCUGGACAACCAAAAGGUGUGUGUGUUUCACCAGGUGGACGGUUCCCUGCCUUUUCAUCUGAAGGCAAGCCUCCUGGAAGAGCACCCAAGGGGCGCAGAGAUCUAGCACUGUGUAGGAUAUUCCGUCAGAAAACAUGUUGCGAUGUGAUGCAGACAUUUCCUGCUCUGGUCUCAGUAAGAAACCUUGCAUUGGCUGGUGAAGGCAGUCAAGAAUGUAUUCAUUUGUGGGAAUUGCUUGAGUGCUCAAUAUGCGAUCCACGAGUGGGUAUCAGGCCUGGACCUCCUGUUGUAUGUGCAUCAUUCUGUGAUAUGGUCUUCAAAGCUUGUUCAGAGUCGUACUUCUCUAUAGAUACGAAAACACAGGCCUUGUCUCCUUGUGGUUUAGAUGACAUCCUUUGUGGCAAAACACAUAAAUGGGUCUCUAACGGCACAGAGUUGUGCCGUCUUGCUGGUUUCUCUGUUCAAAUUUCUGAGACCAGCUCUGGUGGAGUUGGUCACACUUUCUGCUAUGGUGGGAAAGCAAGUUUGGAUUCCAUCUCUGAUUCAUGGACUUCUUCAAAAGACCGUCCAACAUUAAGUGGUGUGGCUUCAUGGGACGUUCAAGAUUUUCAGAGAUGGGCACGAGAAAUGCCUAUCGGUGAAAGAGUUUCGUGGGCGAUUGGAGGAAUGGUUCUCACAGCUGGCCUUAUUUUUAUCAGCAAAAGAAAGAGCUACAGCCAUCACCAGAAGCAAGCUGCUAUUGCUCGCAAUAUGAGAUUGAGAAGGCUGGAUUCUAGAGCCAACCCACAACAAACAAAGCGGAGCUAGGAAGGCAUAGGCAACUUAGUGUUACUCAUAGAGGAUUCUUGGACUUGUGCUUCUACUUUUGUGGAUCGGUAUAAUCAACAACUGUGAACAAUAGAUUGUACUGUGUGUGAGUCCAUCUUGUUGCUUAGAUGCACCAGCUACGACCUCCGUGUCAUCCUUGUGUGGAAGAAGAGUUCUAUAAGUUGUCACUGAGUAUUCCUGGAAUGCAGAACUUAUGGGCU